Messenger RNA from Kogia breviceps (pygmy sperm whale), 4820 nucleotides. The record is from RefSeq and is a predicted model, not a curated record. NCBI's taxonomy places the organism in Eukaryota, Metazoa, Chordata, Mammalia, Artiodactyla, Physeteridae.
AAACUAGUUGGGGUUUGGAGAGCUUUCAAGCUGUGAACACAUUUUGGUGCUUAGAGGGUGGCCAGCCCAGAGAGGGCCUAGAAGCUCAGCACCCCUUCCCCAUACCUUGCCCUCUGGUUGUUCCUGAGUUGUAUCCUUUAUAAUAAACAGGUAACAGUAAGUGAGUUCUGUGAGUUGUUCUAGCCAGUUGUCGAACCUGAGGAGGUGAGGGGUGUUGUGUGAACCCCGGAAUUUAUAGCGGCUUGGUCAGAAGAACCGGUGACAACCUGGGACUUGUGGUUAGUGUCUGAAGUGGGGGAAGUCUUGUGGGACUGAGCCCGCAACCUGUGGGGUCUGCGCUAAGUCUGGGAGUUCGUGUCAGAAUUGAAUUGAAUUGCUGGACACCCGGCUGGUGUCGGGAGAAUGGGAGAAUUGGUUGGUCUGCCCUGCUUCCUCACCAGACCUCACUUCCAGCCUGUGCGCUGCUGGGCUGGCCACAGGUUCAUGUCUGGAAGCUGCUUUGAGAGUCUUCUGAGGCCCUGGCCACUCCCUGCUGCCGUCCCUUUGAACCUGGUUCUUCUGUCUGCAGGCCUCCUGGGCCCGCUGCCUGUACAUGAUGAGGUGGCCACCCUGUUCCUGCCCCCUGCUGGGGGUCUGCGCCCUAGUCUCCUUGGCCCUCCUGGGGCACAUCCUGCUUCAUGACUUCGACGUGCUCCCCCGAGAGCUGCACAUCUCCUCCCUAGAGGAGAUUUACCCAGCUCGCCAGCCCAGAGCCAGCGGCCAAGGGCCCCAGCUCAUCCCAGGGCGCCACAGCAGCCCCAGGGCAGCACCCACACGGUGCGACGUGCCCCCCAACGGCCGCUUCGACUGCGCCCCAGACAAGGCCAUCACCCAGGAGCAGUGUGAGGCCCGGGGCUGCUGCUACAUGCCUGCAAGGCGGCCUCCGGGCACCCAGAUGGGGCAACCCUGGUGCUUCUUCCCUCCCAGCUAUCCCAGUUACAGGCUAGAGAACCUGACCACCACCAAGACGGGCUACACGGCCACCCUGAUCCGUGCCACCCCGACCUUCUUCCCCAAGGACAUCAUGACCUUGCGGCUGGACGUGCUGGUGGAGACUGAGAGCCGGCUCCACUUCACGAUCAAAGAUCCCACCAACCAGCGCUAUGAGGUGCCCUUGGAGACCCCACGUGUCCGCAGCCAGGCGCCGUCCACGCUCUACAGCGUGGAGUUCUCAGAGGAGCCCUUCGGGGUGAUCAUGCGGCGGAAGCUGGAUGGACGGGUGCUGCUGAACACCACAGUGGCCCCCCUGUUCUUCGCCGACCAGUUUCUGCAGCUGUCCACCUCCCUGCCGUCCCAGCACAUCACGGGCCUUGCUGAACACCUCGGGCCCCUGAUGCUCAGCACCAACUGGACCAAGAUCACUCUCUGGAACCGGGACAUUGCCCCGACGCCCGAUGUGAACCUAUAUGGAUCUCACCCUUUCUACCUGGUCCUGGAGGAUGGUGGUUUAGCUCACGGGGUCUUCCUGCUGAACAGCAAUGCCAUGGAUGUGGUCCUGCAGCCCAGCCCGGCCCUCAGCUGGAGGUCGACAGGCGGGAUCCUGGAUGUGUACGUGUUCCUGGGCCCGGAGCCCAAGAGCGUGGUGCGGCAAUACCUGGACAUCGUGGGCUACCCGUUCAUGCCACCGUACUGGGGCCUGGGCUUCCACCUGUGCCGGUGGGGCUACUCCUCCACCGCCAUCACCCGCCAGGUUGUGGAGAACAUGACCAGGGCACACUUCCCUCUGGACGUCCAGUGGAAUGACCUGGACUACAUGGACACCAGGAGGGACUUCACUUUCAACAAGGACAGCUUUGGGGACUUCCCGGCCAUGGUGCAGGAGCUCCACCAAAGUGGCCGGCGGUACAUCAUGAUUGUUGAUCCUGCCAUCAGCAGCUCCAGCCCUGCCGGGACCUACAGACCCUACGAUGAGGGUCUGAGGCGGGGGGUCUUCAUCACCAAUGAGACUGGGCAGCCGCUGAUUGGGCAGGUGUGGCCCGGACUCACCGCCUUCCCUGACUUCACCAACCCUGAGGCCCUUGACUGGUGGCAGGACAUGGUGGCCGAGUUCCACGCCCAGGUGCCCUUUGACGGCAUGUGGAUCGACAUGAACGAGCCAUCCAAUUUUGUGAGGGGCUCAGUGGAUGGCUGCCCCAACAGCAACCUGGAGAACCCGCCCUACGUGCCAGCCCCCUCUCCUCCAGGGGUGGUUGGCGGGACCCUCCAGGCAGCCACCAUCUGCGCCUCCAGCCACCAGUUCCUGUCCACGCACUAUGACCUGCACAACCUGUAUGGCCUGACCGAAGCCUUCGCCUCCCACAGGGCUCUGGUAAAGGCUCGGGGGACGCGCCCCUUUGUGAUCUCUCGCUCAACCUUUGCCGGCCAUGGCAAAUACGCCGGCCACUGGACAGGGGAUGUGUGGAGCAGCUGGGAGCAGCUUUCCUACUCCGUGCCAGAAAUCCUGCUCUUCAAUCUGCUGGGGGUGCCCCUGGUGGGGGCCGACAUCUGUGGCUUCCUGGGCAACACUUCGGAGGAGCUGUGUGUGCGCUGGACCCAGCUGGGGGCCUUCUACCCCUUCAUGCGAAACCACAAUGGCCUGAACAGCCUGCCGCAGGAGCCAUACAGGUUCAGCGAGACGGCACAGCAAGCCAUGAGGAAGGCCUUUGACCUGCGCUACAUGCUGCUGCCCUAUCUCUACACACUGUUCCAUGGGGCCCAUGUCAGAGGCGAGACCGUGGCCCGGCCCCUCUUCUUGGAGUUCCCCAAGGACCCCCACACCUGGACCGUGGACCGCCAGCUCCUGUGGGGGGAGGCUCUGCUCAUCACCCCCGUGCUCGAGGCCGGGAAGGUUGAAGUCACUGGCUACUUCCCCUGCAGCACGUGGUACGACCUGCAGACGGUGCCAGUGGAGGCCUUUGGCAGCCUCCCACCUCCUGCACCCCUCACAUCUGCCAUCCACAGCGAGGGACAGUGGGUGACACUGUCUGCCCCACUGGACACCAUCAACCUCCACCUCCGAGCCGGGCACAUCAUCCCCAUGCAGGGCCCUGGCCUCACGACCACAGAGUCCCGCAAGAAGCCCAUGGCCCUGGCCGUGGCCCUGACUGCGAGCGGGGAGGCCCGAGGGGAGCUGUUCUGGGACGAUGGGGAGAGCCUAGGAGUGCUGGACCGUGGGGCCUACACGCAGGUCAUCUUCCUGGCCAGGAACAACACCAUCGUGAACCAGCUGGUGCACAUGAGCAGUGAGGGGGCUGGCCUGCAGCUGAGGAAGGUGACCGUCCUGGGGGUGGCCACAGCCCCCCAGCAGGUCCUCUGCAAUGGUGUUCCUGUAUCCAACUUCACCUACAGCGCUGACAUGGAGGCAAGAGAGCCUAUAUUUGAGGCCUUCUGGCCUGUCCUUGAGGGUGGGCGAGGGGGCGGGAGGUGCCCACUGAGCUGGCAUCAUGGGAUUCCCUGUCCAGAAGGGAGAGGACACUCAGGCCUUACAAGGGGCGGAGAGGAACUGAUCCUCGCGGGGAGGAGUGGGAAGGUUCGGUCCUCGCACUUCACAUUUUUUCUCUGCCUGCGUCCACACUGGCGGCCCCUGGUUAAAGGGCAGCUCAUUUCCAAAGCAAAUUAACGCAGCCACUGCCAAGAGUGCUCGGACGGAACAGAGCGAGGCGCUCCCAGGGCUAGGACAGACCCCAUGUCCACCGUCCACCCACGUCCACAGACUGCUGUCUGCCCCGCCUCUGUUGCCAAGCAAAUUUUCCUGUUUCUUGUCCCCAGACCCUGGACAUCCCUGUCUUGCUGGCGAUGGGAGAGCAGUUCCUCAUCAGUUGGUCUUAAUCCCGGGCCCAGUGGUGUGCUGGUCCUUUACACACCUCCCGGCAGCCCAGCAGCUGCACCUUCGGUCGGCGGUGUGUGGGCCUUGGGUCAGAGUGCUUACCCCAAAUCGCAUGUCACUGACAUCCCUGAACAGCCGGAUCUGCUGUGAGUCUACCUCCCAGGCUCUGGGCCAGCAGCUCUUCUGAGUCUUCUGUCCAGAUCCCAGUUGGGUCAGUGCCGAGGGGUGCCGUGUCUGGAAUGUUUACUGGAAGGUUUGCUUCACUGUAGCCUGUCACUGUGAUGCAUGCACUGUCAGUCACUACUGCCUGCCUGUGACGCAGGGGUGGUGCUUGGGAUGGGGUGGUAGCUGCACCCCAAGGUCCUGCCUCGGGCAGCUCUGCUGCUGCUCUGACCUGAUGAAAGCACAGAGCUGGGGGCCGCUGCAGACUGCUUUCUGGACAGCUGCCCCCGACAACAGGUGGAGGCUGUCCACCAGUUUGACAAGUAGGCCCAGACACUCGGCAGAAUUCAUGGGACUUGGGGAACCCUUAAUCUGAAGUGCAAUUAUUUUUAAUAAAAGGGGCAUUUGCAAUUAAGCUUCUGCCGGUCCUUCUGGGAUUCAGGGUAAGGAGGAUGUGUCAAAAGGUUCUGACACAGAAGCAGGACUCCAUCCUUGAUGGGCCCCUGGACGUUCCCGGGCAGGGUGUGCAUGUGUGCUGUACUGUGCACGCUCAAAGCAGCACCCUCACGCCCCCACCUCACACGCUAGUAUCACCCAUCUCUAAGGUGACUGGAAAACAGCCAGCCAGGCCUGGUGUCAGUCACGUGGUGGGAGAUGCACCCUCCCCUCCCCCGACCCUGCCCAAGGGCUAUGUAGACUAAGCUGCUACCCCCAACACCCCUGUUCCCAGCCAACAGCUGGUCUGCUUUUGGUCACUAUAGACUAGUUUACAUUUUCUGGAAUUUUAUAUAAAUGGAAUCAUAUAGCAUGUAUU